Tremella mesenterica DSM 1558 is the source of this 675-nucleotide messenger RNA. RefSeq lists its product as uncharacterized. The coding region runs from base 1 to 675 and encodes 224 amino acids. The record is from RefSeq and is a predicted model, not a curated record. The transcript is spliced from 3 exons. Lineage: Eukaryota; Fungi; Basidiomycota; Tremellomycetes; Tremellales; Tremellaceae.
AUGAACCUUAAAAUCGUAUCCCCAUCCGAACAAUUCCCACCGUACACCGAGAGGAUAAUCCAAGAGAGCGUCCGACGCUCAGGUGGCCCAUAUGGAGAGGAGAGUUCAAACUGUAAAGGGUCAAUCAUAACCCCCUUGGCGCCUCCGGAACUGGAGGGGGGAGAUCAGGGGGGGUUCAUUCCGGAGGUCCCAGGGGUAAACCCUGUAGUCGAGCCAAAUGUGAUCAUCCCUCCCCAGGAGACUUUUGAAGCACCACCCACUACCUUGGCCAACACCACGACUAUCACCACUACCACUACCAACACAGAACACAACGUCCUGGCAUCAAAUGAUGAAGCUGGUGACCUAGCAAUGACCGGAGGGGAGGAAGACGCCACCGAGAUGCCUGAGCCGGACGGUUCUAAUGGGAUAGAUCAUCAUGCCCCGUCCUCAAUUCAAGUAUUGGGUGGCACAGUGACCGGUGAACCGCCCGUGCCUUCCGGCUUGAUUGGAGAACAGGCAGAUCUCACUCGGAAAUACACUGAUGACACUGGUGAUGAUGAUGAUGACUUCAAGGGCAUAAAUUCUCAACCUGAUCAAACGGAGACAGGAUUAACUCGGAGCAUCUUUAGAGCCUGGGGAAUAUUUCAGGGCCUGGCCUAUGACACCGUUGAGGCCUGGCGUUCAUUGGAAUGA